This is a messenger RNA of Symbiodinium pilosum, 536 nucleotides long. NCBI's taxonomy places the organism in Eukaryota, Dinophyceae, Suessiales, Symbiodiniaceae. The record is from the annotation of a GenBank genome assembly.
GAGGGCAAGACGAUCCUCAUAGCGGAAGCGUCCAACUGGAACCAGCUCGCAAGCACUCUGCUGUGGGGAACGUUUUCAGGACUGCUGGGCAUGCUGCUCGGUUGGGGCCUGAAACUCUGGUAUCAACAUGAAGCUCAUCCGCUGCUUCUGUGCGUCGCUGUGUUGGCCGCAACUCUGAGUGCAAAUGCCCGAGGCGACACAUGCAGGAUGAUGCUAAACAGAGUCGGGAUACUCGUGUGUUGUGCCCUGCUCUUUCAAUGGCACACAGUCCGCGGAAAUUACACUUUCCAGGGCAAUGCCGUUCGCAUUCCUUAUGUGGAGCAGCGGAUUGUUAUUCUGAUCGUGGCUAUGUUCUUCAUGCUGCUCGAGGUAGACCGCGUCAAUGGCCUCGCAAGAUCUCAGGGAGCCCAGCAGUUGAGCAAUGGGUUUGAAGGCCGGAUCGGAGAUGCGAAGUGUUCAGAGGCCGCUGACACUGCGCGGAUUCUGAAGGAGAUCGGGAAGAAAACUGAGUCGGUUGAUUUCGCCAUUCAUGUGCU